AUGGCCGAUCCCCGCUAUGGCUCCUACAGGGAUCUGGCCAAGGACUAUGAGACCCGACUUGAUACCCUAAUAGAACAAGGGAUCUUUAAGCCAGUUUUUCUAUAUCAUGUUGUCAUUCUCAACAUUAUACCUUUGAUAGGUCUGGUCAUUCCUCGCAGCAAGGGCGGACAAUAUGUUCGAAAGGGCCUUUUCGUCCUCUGUAUUGCAAUUGCAAUCGAAAUUUUCCAAAAUCGACGGGCAAUCAUCGGAGGAAAUGGCUACAUGCUUGGUUUGAUGACCGCGUGGUGGUUAGUAUGGAAUGCCACGUUGUUUGUGUUUACAGACCUUGAACAUGAUUUCAAGCGCAUUGAACGGAAACCCGUCGAUAUCAAGUCAAAUGACGCCAAGACGCUCUGCUCGAACAAUCCAACAUGUACACAACAGGACAGCAACCUUUUUAUUUGGCGGUCAUAUCCCAAAAAGUUCUGGCAUCGUCUGGAAUGGUCCGCUGGACUGCUCUUCAACCUGAGGGGGCCAGAGUGGAACUGGCGGACUUCCCAUCUGGGUCCUCUUCCACGACCAAUUCACGACCAAUUGCAUCCAGGAUUCGUGGGUAAAAUAAAGGCACAUGAACCCUCCACAUAUCCCAACGGCAAACACCGCUUGCAGGCUGCCUUUCGAAAGUUCCUCAUAUCUUACCUUGUGCUGGACAUCUUGAAAGUCAUAGUCCUGAUGCCUGAUCCAUACUUUCAAGGCCUCGCUCCGGCUGAUUCACUAUCACCAUUUCCUUUCUUCUACUUCACAAAUUUUACAUUGCAUCCUGCCAUAUCCCAGAUCUGUCGUCGUCUAUACAGCGCCAUAAGUGUAUAUACUGCACUCGAGUUCGUGACAUCGCUCAAUCCAAUCUUCUUCCUGGGGCUAUCUCUUGCAUUCCCCAACGGGGCUAGGAAGCUGACCGCCGCACCGUUGGGUGAUUCUUGGCUAUAUUCCGAUGCAUUCGGCCCAUUCUUCGUCCCGGUCCUUGAUGACGGAUUGGCGGGCUGCUGGGGUCGUUGGUGGCAUCAAAUCUUCCGAUACGGAUUUGUAGCUUCAGCACGCUGGAUCUUAUCCGUGCUUCCGGUCGGCUUGGCUUCCCAUCCCCAAGUCCGUCGUGUCACUUACGUAAUGGUGGCUUUCUGUCUUAGCGGCUUUGUGCAUGCCUGUGGAAGCCGUACCCAGAUUGCAGAUACAUCUCCCGUGUCCGGGCCAUUCCUAUUUUUCGCUUUGCAGGGUGUUGCAAUCAUGGCGGAGCAGGUUUUCAAGACAUCGGUCUUCCCGAAAUCACCUUUUGCCCGUGCGCCGAGAUGGCUGAGACGAACGGCUAACUUUGUGUUUGUAUUUUGUUGGUUAAUGGCCUCAGGUGGGCUCAUCGCGGAUGACUUUGCGAGGGGCGGCUUAUGGCUGAUGGAGCCUCUUCCAAUUAGUCCACUUCGUGGACUGGGAUUUGGGCUACAGGGGCAAGGUUGGUGGUGCUGGGAUGAGCCCUGGUUCCGGUACUGGAGUGAUGGUACAUAUUGGGGAAGCGGAAUACGUGCGUUAUAG
Penicillium roqueforti is the source of this 1560-nucleotide messenger RNA. RefSeq names its product wax synthase family protein. The record is from RefSeq and is a predicted model, not a curated record. Bases 1 to 1560 code for a protein of 519 amino acids. The transcript has a single exon. NCBI's taxonomy places the organism in Eukaryota, Fungi, Ascomycota, Eurotiomycetes, Eurotiales, Aspergillaceae. Gene Ontology annotation, biological process: lipid metabolic process.